Varroa destructor (honeybee mite) is the source of this 1255-nucleotide messenger RNA. RefSeq lists its product as uncharacterized. The record is from RefSeq and is a predicted model, not a curated record. Lineage: Eukaryota; Metazoa; Arthropoda; Arachnida; Mesostigmata; Varroidae.
AUGGGGAGAAUUGCGAAUCGUUUUAUUGGUGACCGCUCUAAGGAAGACCGUGUUAAGAGAGUGUUCCUUGUGAAUAGUAGUUCCGACAGUUACAAUAUCGGUCGAUCCGAAGCGCUCGAAAGAAAAGACCGCAUUACUACUUCUCGUUUCAACGGCGGUGGCGUCAAAAAAAAAGCUAACCAGAAACUAAAACGCUUCCGAAAUUAUUUCGCUUCAUUUAAAAAUGGUCGCUUCAACAAAAGUGAAAUCUCCAACCGUUUUCAGCAAAAGUUCGCUGAUAGCUAUAACAAUCAAUACUAUCACUGGAAGAAACCCGCUCAUAGUCAAAAGGACAAAGAAAAAUCAAGGCUAUUUUGGCGUUAUCGGUCAUUUUCAAAAUCGCGUGAAGAGUCCGGCACCACACACAGUAGUAUUAGGCCACCCUCAGGUUCCAGUUCGACGUCACGUGAAAGAACUUGUUCUGAGCCAAGCACAAAAUCCCUUUCCAGAUCACAGAGAAGAUCCCGUCCGAAAUCUUGCCAAAAAUUACGUUGGCACCCACGACCGAAGUUCCAGGCACGAGCAUCUCCAGUGAAAAAAGAUCGACUUCGACCUACCAACAUCGACAGAUAUAGAGAACCGCUCAAGGCUGGUGCGAAAUCAAAGUUCCUUGGAUCGUUACCUUUCUAUGGAAUAAUCAUCCAGAUCGCACUUACAAUCAUCAAAUUAUUUGUCAUCGGAUUUUCUCUUGAAGAAUACCUGGAUAAUAAUGCCAUGCGCAUUCUGCUACACUUUACGCUCUUCUUUUGUGUAAACUAUAUUGCGCUAUUCUUCGUACAGGUAUCAGAACAGGAAACAGAAGGGCAGAUACCUUUCUAUUGGCAGUUCCUGAUUUAUAUGGAAGCGGUCGUUGUGUUCGGCUUAGCCAGCAUUUGUACUAUGUCAGUCGGUAACCAUUACAAAGCGUACAUGACCCUGGGAGUGUUUUGCGUACUGCACCUCGUAUGCGCAUUAUUGAACAUCUGUGUCAUAUACGCAAGGAAGCGAAAAACUCGCCAAUAAAAAGACGUGAACGUUACCUGGUAGGACUGUUGAGUCUACAAUCGACUAUGUAUAAAUUUUCUAUUGCUGUAUUUGUUGUUUGAUUUGCAUUGCUGCUUCUAUACGAUCCCGAGGCUGCAUAAUUAAGACAAAGAGGGUCAACAUUAACGCCGGAACCGCAAGCGAAGGUUGCGUGCGGGUACUGUGCCCCACCAACUAGCAGUUAUCAUUGUCA